This is a messenger RNA of Beauveria bassiana ARSEF 2860, 1407 nucleotides long. Its product is annotated as C6 transcription factor, putative. Gene Ontology annotation, biological process: regulation of transcription by RNA polymerase II. Gene Ontology annotation, molecular function: DNA-binding transcription factor activity, RNA polymerase II-specific. The transcript has a single exon. NCBI's taxonomy places the organism in Eukaryota, Fungi, Ascomycota, Sordariomycetes, Hypocreales, Cordycipitaceae. The coding region runs from base 1 to 1407 and encodes 468 amino acids. The record is from RefSeq and is a predicted model, not a curated record.
AUGACAGACUCGACAUCUACUGAUCCAAUCUCAGCGAAUGCUGGCAUUCAUGACGCUGAUGGUUCCGCCGUUCCGCCAACCGUUGACAGCGGCCGCGUGCAAAGCCUGCCCAUGCUGAGUGCCUGCGAGCUGGAGCUCUUCAGCCACUACAUUACACACACCAGCCGAGUGAUUCCACACGGCAAGGAAGACAUGUUCCCACUGCAAAUCGGCAUGCCCAACUUGGCGUUUACGAACCCGGCCGUCAUGCACUCCAUCCUCGCCCUGGCCGCGUCCUGCAAGUGCCAUGAUAUGAUGGGGAGCUGGGCCACGUCGCCCGCUAAGCUCGAGGAUAUUUGUGACUUGCUGAGACUGGCGGACCGUCACCACCAGACCUCGCUGGACCAGUUGCAAAACGACAUCAAGGAGAGGCAGUUCCAAGCCGUCUUACCCAACGCCGCUUUAAUGGUGCUGUACGCCCUCUCGUGCCACUACGUGCGCGUGCUGCUGGCCAGACGGGCCAAGCAGUUGCGAAUCUUGCUUUCCAACGACGUGCUGCCCUUUCAAUCGCAGUGGAUCACGUCCAUACGCGCGGCGCACGUAGCAUUUGUUGGGCUUUUGCAGCCCGGGCUGCGCUCCAACGGUAGACCUGCUUCACCACGUUCCGAUGCAAGGGCGGAGGAGGAAGAGGUCGAGCUGCUUGCAUCGCCGUCUGGCCCACCAGAGGGCGAUCAGAGCACAUACACGUCUGAAGACGGUCCUGCAGAAGAGACAAGACGCCUGUUGCUGCCCAUUAUUUCCACCACAUACGAAGCCGCCCUGGCGAAACUGAGAGCCCGAAAUGGGAAGCUCGAGCUCAGCUCGGAGCCACUCGACGACAAAUUAGAGGCAUGCGGCACAGCUCUCGUGCUCCUCGAAGAGCUCUUCCACACCGUCAUGGGCAAUGAAGCUUUCCACACUCUACCGCGAAAACCCCAUGAUUUCGGGGCGCUGGAGGAUGUUCCCGCGUGGCUGGUGCGGUAUCUGGCGCGCGUGACGUCCGCGACGCCUUCCAAGCUGUGGCGGCGACGCAUCAUGGCGUUUUUGAACCAGGUCCCGUUUGACUUUCUCCGUCUCGUGCAGCGGGCGCUCGACUGCAUGCCGGUCGAGGAGAGUCCGGCGCAGUCGCGCGGCGCCGAUGACGACGACGAGGAGCCGCUGCCGCUCGAGGCGGCGCACAAGCCCGCCAUGGACAUUUUCGCGCACUGGCUGGUGCUGGUGAUGCUCCUGGACGGUGUGUGGUGGAUCGGCGACAUUGGACACUGGGAGCUGGGCCGCAUCAUUCGCUUCAUAGAGACGCAGGGCUUUGUGCUUGACCUGGCCGAGGGCGAGACGUGGUGGCCGGAAACAAUGUGCGCGAUCAAGUCCACUCUGGGCAGUGCAGCCUGA